AUGCUUUCAAAAUUCCGGCAAUUCUGGAUACUUCUCCAAAAAGAUGCGAUUCUUUUGCGAAGAAAUCGAUUGUGGACAUUUCUCGAAGUUGUUCUACCAUUCCUAUUUUUAGUGUUGCUGGUUUUUGUGAUCUAUGCGGUGGGUUCAAAUAUUUUUCUUCCUUCAGAUCUCUUUUUAGAUCUCCCCAGGUGAUCAAAUCCCAAGCCAAUCUGCGCGCAGUUUUGAACUUUUUGGUGGAAUCGAUGAUACUUUAGAACUACAAAAUCAUCGAUGGUGCAAACAAAGCAAACUCAAGUUAGCCUAUGUCACAAAAUCGAAAAAUCCCCAAAGAAUCCAAAGAAUCAUGGAAAACCUAGGAAAAAGAUAUAUCUAUGAUGUGAAUUUGACUUCAAUUCAAUUCCCCAACGAAGAAGAAAUGAUGAAAAAUCUGAAAAUGAAUCUAGCCGAUUAUUGUGCGAUUAAUGAUUUUGUUGGUGGAAUUGUUUUUGAUGAAACGAGAUUUGAAGAGAGGAGAAAAGUGCUGAAAUAUCGAUUUUUCAUGAGGAAUUACGAAGGGGAUCAAUGGAAUUUGAAUAGAAAUUGGAUUUUUCCCUAUGGCUGGGAAAAUGGGACAACUGAGAAUUUGUAUCCGAUCUAUUUAGAAUCUGGAUUCUUGUCACUUCAACACGCUUUAGAAUCAAGUUUCGUUGACGAAAAUCCACCGAACAACUUCACAAGAUCAAUGAAACCGAUAUCAUUCCACGCUUUCGACACACCUUCACAUCAACAAAAACUUUUCGCCACUUCCACCCUCUACAAUUUGCCCGCAAUUCUUCCGAUUGUGUUAUUCGUCAAUGUUUUGCAUAUCACGCGACAAAUUUCGGCGGAGAUAUCGGGUGUGAAACCGUUUUUGAGGGCGCUCGGAUUGUCGACACCCUGGUUUUAUUUCACACACAUUUUUGUGGGAUUCUUGAAGUUUUCUGUGGUUUUGGUGGCGAUGGCGCAAGUUUUGAUGAAUAUUCAGGUGAGAAAAACACUACGACACUCCGGGUUUACGGUGAUAAUUUUUGUGAAAACUGAUUUUUAGAUGUAAACCUGGAGCAUCGUAGUUCAAAUGUUUUUUUUUGUUGGAAAACUACGAUGCUCCGUGUUUACAAUGAUGAUUUUUGGGUGUAAACCUGGAGCAUCGUAGUUUUUCUCAAAUUUUCAGCAUCUAAACCGUCUCUUAUUCAUAAUUGUCAUCUCACUCUAUGGAAUCGGAUCCCUAACAUUCGGAGCUCUGAUCGCUUCACUUUUCAAAACCCCAAAUUCUGGAAUUAAAGCGAUUGUUAUAAUCUGGCCGAUAAUUUCAGCUUUAGGAGUUUUUAUAUCUAUCGAUGAUAGUUCUGAAUUCUUGAAGUGUUUCUAUUUUUCGCUGAAUUUCAAUGGAGCUUUUUAUAUUGCCAUUCACAGUAUUUUGAAGGUUAUAUAUCGAGGUAAAAAAUUUAUUUAGAAAAUUAAAAAAAAAAAAAAUUUCUUCAGAAAAACCCUACGGAUUUCUGAACCUGUUCGAUUCGAGUUCAGGAUUUCCACUUGGAUUUUCGAUUCUUAUGAUGAUGUUCGAUAUCAUUUGGAUGUUUUUGUUGACUUUGAUUCUGGACGCAGUUAGGAAUUCGGAGAUAAGUUUUUCGUGGAAGCGGGAGAAGGUUUGUCAUUAGACCUUGAAGUCCUCAGACCUUGAAAUUUCCAGAAACAAGCUGAAGUUCCUCUAGAUGUUUUUCUUCAAGGAUCUAACGAGCUUGAUCAAGCUAGAAUCGGAGCGAAUGCUGGAAUUUCGGUGAAAAAAUUGGUGAAAACUUGGUCGAAUGGUGAAAAAGGUGUGGAUGGAAUGAGUUUUGAAGCGAAAAUGGGGCAGGUUUCGGUGCUAUUGGGACAUAAUGGAGCGGGAAAAUCGACGACUUUUCAAAGUAUUGCAGGAAUUAUCAAACCUAGUUCAGGAAAAAUCUCGAUAAGUGGUGGAAAAGUGGGAUUUUGCCCCCAAUACAAUCCACUUUAUGAUAAUCUAACAAUCGAGGAACAUCUUUGGUUGGUUAAUGGACUUAAGGGAAAUCGAGAUAGUGGAAGAGGGUUUCAAGAGGAGAUGGUUGGAUUGUUGAGUGAUGUCAAAUUAUAUUCGAAGAAAUAUGAGAUUUCCAAGAAUUUAUCGGGAGGAAUGAAGCGGAAAUUAUGUGUUUGUAUGGCAUUGAUUGGAUCAUCUGAAGUUGUUUUAUUAGAUGAACCAACAGCUGGAAUGGAUCCUGGGGCGAGGAAAGAUGUUCAAGAUUUAUUGGAGAGGGAGAAACAAAAUCGGUAGGUCUAGAAAGAGGUGGGCGUUCUCGCGGAGCAUCGUAGACUUUUUGAUUGUUCACGACCAAAUUGCCCCUCGGGUCAGACGAGAGACGACGAGAGUCUGAUCAUCGCUUCGAGAUAUUUUUGAGAAAAUGUGUGUGCCUUUGAAAAAUACCGUAUUUUGUUUCAAGGAACACACACAUUUUAUUAAAAAUAUCUCUUGCGUCUGCUACGACACUCCGUGUUUACAAGGUACAUUUCUGAAUCUGGAGAGAAUUCUGGAGUUUCUAGAUUUUUGGAAAAUUUAAAUCGGACCAGUUUUUACCUCAGAAUCUCAACAAAAAAAAAUUUACUCAGAAAAAAAAAAAAAAAUUUACUCAGAAUCUGAAAAUCCAACUCUAAAAUCUUCUAGAACAAUAUUAUUAACAACACAUUAUAUGGAUGAAGCUGAAAGACUUGGUGAUUGGAUUCUUAUUAUGUCACAUGGAAAACUUGUUUCAUCUGGAACUCCGAAAUUCUUGAAACAAAAAUAUGGAACUGGUUAUUUACUAACUGUUGUUCUAGGCCAGAAAGGAAAUAAGGAUCGAAUGAGAAAAGUUCUGGAAGAAAUCUGCAAGUUUUAUAUUCCUGAAAGUUCAUGUGGUGAUCUACACGGUCAGCAACUUCAAAUAGUUCUUACGGAAUCCUGGAAAAACCAAUUUCCAAAUUUAUUCAAAGCCAUCGAAGCAAUUCAAGAAAAUGAUUUUGGAAAUGCAGUUUUUAGUGGGAUGCCUGUAUAUCUUUUGAAUGAAUUGAUUACCCUGGAUAUGACAAGUUUUGGAUUGUCUUUGAAUACUUUGGAACAAGUUUUUAUAACUAUUGGUGAAAAAGUUGAGGAAAUUAUAACAAGUCGGAAAAAUAUGAGUAUAAAGGAGGUUCAUGAGAAUUCCCAGAGUUCUGAGAAGUAUAAACGACUUAUGGAAAGUCAUGAAUGUGAGUUUAGGCGGAGCAUCGUUGUUUUUUCAAUUUUCACCUCUCAGAUCAACAAGCUUCUGGAUUCCACCUGAUCACUUCUCAAAUCACCGCAAUUUUCCGCAAAAAAUACCUCUAUCUUCGAAGAAAAUGGGCACAUCUAAUAGGCCAAAUCGUAUUGCCAAUUAUAAUUUUCGCGAUUCUCGGUACCCUGGAAACCUAUAAAAUGGGCGGCACAGAAAGUAGUCGAAGUCUCAGUUUGGAUCUUUUGACACCAACCAGUUUUAUAGUUGAUCAAUAUGGAGAAAAAUUUGCGGAAGCCUUGACUUUGCAGAAGAAAUCUGGUUUUGAGGAGAUUAAAUUCGAUGGGGAUGUGACGAAAUUUAUGAUCGAAACUUAUGGAAUGUUGCCAGCUGUUGGAUUUGGUUUCGGAAUUGAAGAAGAUGAUUUCGAACAUCCGGUGAUUUAUUAUAACUCGAGAAACAUACAUAUUCUACCAGCGUUGGUUAGCCUGAUUAACACUGCUAAAUAUUAUCCGAAUCAGGAAGAUGUCACAAUCGAAGCUCGCAUUCAUCUAUUCUCCCUCGGACACAGAGCUUUAGCUGUUGGAAGUGCAAGUGUCGCUGCAUCGUUUUUGAUUAUUCUGAUCUUGGCAAUAUUGAUCUCGAGUUUUGUGAUGUUUCAAAUUGAGGAGAGGGUUUCGAGGUUUGCACAUCAACAAUUUUUGAGCGGAAUUUCACCGAUCACUUUCUAUGGAGCAUCGUUGCUUUUUGAUUUUCUGAUGUUUUCGGGGGUUUGUCUGAUUUUUAUUGCGAUGUUUAUUUAUUGGAACUGGAUGGAGAAACAUCUAUUAACGUGAGUGGCAAAAUGAGAAACUACAACGCUCCGUGUUUACGCUAUGUUAAAAUUGGAACAAAAUGUUGAUCUUCGACAAAUAACAACUCCCGGGGUGUAAAUACGGAGUGUUGUAGUUAAACAACAGUUCUAAACGAUGCUCCGCAAAUUGAUUUUGUUCAUAAAGAGAUUUUGGUCAUCGAAGAAUAAAACACACCAGGGUGUAAACACGGAGUAUCGUAGUUAAACAGCAGUGUACACGACCAUACAAGGUGCUCGUUGAGUCAGACGUGAGAGUAUUUUGCAAAAAUAUCUCGAAAAUGUAUUUCGCUUCGAGAUAUUUUCAAUAAAACAUGUGUUCCUUGAAAAAAAAUACGGUAUUUUCUCAAAAAUAUCUCGAAGCGAUGUCUUUCUCUGUCACGUCAUCAGACUCUCGUCGUCUCGUCGUCUGACCCGAGGGGCAAUUUUCAAAGUUUUUGGGAUUUAGCUAGCCAGGAAUUUCCGGGGUGUAAACACGGAGUGUCGUAGUUUUUUUUUUUGCAGAGUCCUACUAUUCUGGAUGCUCUAUUUCUUCUCAUGCAUUCCCACAGUCUAUUCACUCUCACUACUUCUACAAUCACCAUCAAAAGCCAAUGUUUUCCUCGUAAUUUGGCAAAUCAUCAGUCCAGGCAUCGUCGGAAUCAUUGUACUUAUCAAAACUCAAAUAACACAUUCAGAAGACAAUUCAACGCUUCUCGAUGUUUGCUCAUUUUUCUUCCCGAGUUUCGCAUUUGGCAGAGCUAUUCUAAGGCUGAAUGAGAAUGUGAUGCUAAGCAAUCAAGAGUUGAUGAGUUGGGAUAACUUGGGGAAACUUGCGAUGUUUAUGGGUGGAUUUUCGAUGGUUACAUUGAUGUGUUUCGUUGGGUUGCAAUCCAGAGCAAUUCGAAAGUUCAUAGCAAAAACGUUUGUGAGAAAACAAGUCUCAAAAAGUACCCACCUGGAAGCAAUUGGUCUCCCAAAAUGCGUGAAAAUCCACGAAGAAGUUACAAAAGCCCGAACUGCAAAUGUGACAGAUUAUGCGAUGAUCAUCAAAGAUCUGACAAAACAAUAUGGGAAAUCAGCGGUUGUUGAUAAUCUAUGUUUGACUGUGGAGAAAGGAGAAUGUUUUGGAUUGUUAGGUAUAAAUGGAGCGGGGAAAACGAGUACUUUUAAUAUUUUGACGGGGGAGGGAUUUGCGACAAGUGGAGAAGCGAGGAUUGGAGGAAUUGAUGUGGCAGAUAGAAUUGUGAGGGAGUUUUUGAAAGGGGAAAUAAACUAGGUAAAUAAUGAAUGGGACCCCAAAUGGGACCCCAAAUAACUGAAUGGGACCCCGGUGUUUAAAAAUCGUCGUGAUGAAUGGGACCCCAAAAUAAUAAAAUGGGACCACAGCAUUUUUUUAAAUUGUCUGAAUGGGACGCCGCAAAAAAAGGGACCCCGUUAAAUUUUUGUGUUAGUACGAAUGGGACCCCCAUUGAAAUUUUUUCAGAAUGGGACCACAGGUAGGCUUAGACGUAUUCUCAGCACUGGGGUUAGGCUUAGGCUUAGUCAGGGUUUUAGGUUUUAGUUAGGAUUUCAGGCUUAGGCAUAGGCUUCAACUUUUGUAUCCCUUUCAGUAUAAAAUUUCAGUGGGGUCCCAUUCGUACUAAUAAAAAAUUUAACGGGGUCCCUUUUUUUGCGGGGUCCCAUUCAGGCAAAACAAAAAAUGCUGUGGUCCCAUUUUAUUAUUUUGGGGUCCCAUUCAUCACGACGAUUUUUAAACACCGGGGUCCCAUUCAGUCAUUUGGGGUCCCAUUUAUUAUUUGCCAAUAAACUAGGCUUCCGUAAUCAAUGUCUUUUUUUUAAAGCAAAUCGGAUAUUGUCCUCAAUUCGAUGCUCUACUUUUAGAUCUAACAGGCCGUGAAGUUUUGGAAAUCCUCGGACAAAUGCAUGGAUUUUUGAACUAUCGCGAUAAAGCAAACAUAAUUUUGGAUUGCGUUGGAAUGCAAAAACAAUCAAAUAAAUUAUGCAGAUAUUAUAGUGGAGGACAAAAACGAAAGAUCUCAAUUGGAAUCGCACUUUUAUCAACAAAUUCAAAUUCAAUGAUAAUAUUAGAUGAACCAACUGCUGGAAUUGAUCCAAAAGCGAGAAGAGAAAUAUGGGAAUUAUUGAUUUGGUCGAGACAACAACAAAAUGAUGGAAAUAGUGCAAUUAUGUUAACAUCACAUUCAAUGGAUGAAUGUGAAGCAUUAUGUUCGAGAAUUGCUGUAUUGAAUCAGGGAAAAUUGAUUGCUAUUGGAACUAGUCAAGAAUUAAAAUCAUUAUAUGGUAAUAAUUAUACAAUGACUCUAACUUUAAAUGAUUCAAAAGAUCGGGAAAAUAUUGUGAAUGCGAUUAAAAAUCAGAUUCCUGGUGCAAUUCUUCGAACUCCAGAAUCCAAUAAAACAUUGAAUAUAGUCUGGCUUAUCCCGAAAAAUCUCGAAGACAAAUGGUCGGAUAAAUUUGAAAUGGUACAAAAUCUAGCAAGACAAUUGAAUGUGAGGAAAUCAAUCAAUUAAAAAAAAAUUAAUUCAAAAUUAAUUCCAGGUCAAAGACUACAUUCUAGCACAAUCUUCGUUGGAAGAAACAUUCCUCAGAUUAGCCGGGGUGAAUCAAGAAAAUUUGGUUGAUGUUUGA
This is a messenger RNA of Caenorhabditis angaria, 6741 nucleotides long. Lineage: Eukaryota; Metazoa; Nematoda; Chromadorea; Rhabditida; Rhabditidae. The record is from the annotation of a GenBank genome assembly.